Periophthalmus magnuspinnatus is the source of this 1288-nucleotide messenger RNA. It is a transcript of the gene timm22, whose product is annotated as translocase of inner mitochondrial membrane 22 homolog (yeast). The record is from RefSeq and is a predicted model, not a curated record. NCBI's taxonomy places the organism in Eukaryota, Metazoa, Chordata, Actinopteri, Gobiiformes, Gobiidae. Gene Ontology annotation, molecular function: transmembrane protein transporter activity. Bases 27 to 635 code for a protein of 202 amino acids. Gene Ontology annotation, biological process: protein insertion into mitochondrial inner membrane. Gene Ontology annotation, cellular component: TIM22 mitochondrial import inner membrane insertion complex. The transcript is spliced from 4 exons.
UUUCUCUGCCGCUGUCAUUGAAAAACAUGGCGGCCUCCACAGACAACGCGAGUGCUGCUGCCGCUUCUGAUGCAUCGAGUUCAAUAUCAGCUGCUUCUGCGGCGAACGGUCCUCAGAUCCAGUACAGUAUGGUACUGGAGCAUCUUAUCGGGGAGAAGAGGCCCGUGAAGGACCUGAACCCCGCUGUAAUGGGAGGUCUGCCUGUCCCUCCCAAAACCGACGAGCAGAAGAUGAUCGAGAGGGGCAUGGAGAGCUGCGCUUUCAAGUCUCUCCUGGCUUGUGUUGGAGGUUUUGUCCUUGGGGGUGCCUUUGGAGUCUUCACUGCAGGUAUCGACACUAAUGUCGGGUUCGACCCAAAAGACCCUCUAAGAACACCAACAGCACGGGAAGUGCUCAAAGACAUGGGACAGAGGGGCAUGUCCUACGCCAAGAACUUUGCCAUCGUUGGAGCAAUGUUCUCUUGUACUGAGUGUAUCAUAGAAUCACACAGAGGUGUAUCAGACUGGAAGAACGCUGUAUACAGUGGAUGUGUAACUGGGGGAGCCAUUGGAUUCAGAGCUGGGUUAAAAGCCGGAGUUCUUGGAUGUGGAGGUUUUGCUGCAUUUUCUGCUGCCAUUGAAUAUUAUUUACGGUAAAGACUGGCAAAAUAGACCAUUAUUUCAAGAUUUGCCUCAGAAUUUGUUGAGGAGAUAUUUCUGGUUCAUCUGAUGAAAAGACUUUGCUCCAUUGAAUGAUGAAGACUUGUCUGGAAUCUGAAAUGAAACACUUGCUCUACAGUGAUUCUUUUGGAUGGAUUGGUGAAUGAACUCUUUCAGAUGCUCCAUUUAUGCUAUGUGACUGCGAAAGAGUGUAAAAUGAUGUAUUUAUGUAAAGUUUUUUUUUGUUUUGUUUUUUUUUAACAUUUGUUUUCAAAAUUUUAUGUGGAUUAUAUGCCAACACCUUUUCCAAAGGAUGAGUAAAAUCUGUGUAGUAGUGAUGAUUUACUCAAGCUCUCUUUUGCAAGAUGGUAAAAUAUGGAAUAGGAUCAGCGCACAAUACUCAUGUAAGGCUAAAGUUUAUUUGUAUAAAGACUUCACUGUUUAGUUACUUUAAACUAGGCUCCUUCAGAACACAUGACCUUGUUGUUGGCCGAACUGCGUGUAGUUCUGACAAACGGCCAGUAGAUGACAGCAUUGUUUCUUGCCAUCUGAAGUCUGGCCCCACUUGGCAAGGAAGUCGUUUCAGAGUGAUCCUUUGCUUCAUGAGAAGUCAAAACUGUUAGAUUUUGUAUAUAAAUAAACAUAAAUUU